AGUUCCUUGUUAACCUGUCACAUGGCAGCAGCUGUUGCCGCCCUCUCGAGUGAUCCCCUCAAGGUCUCCACGAUGGGCCGACCGGCUGACCAAGCCGCUAGUGAGGGCUACUCUAAAGUCGUUGAUAAAACCGUCUUGUCGCAAGAGGCCGUCCCCUUUACCCCUGACGAGGCCUUUGACCCCGCUGGGGUAGUUCGUACGGAGGUCCCUGGAGUUGACGCUUUCUAUUUGGACGGCAUCCUUACGGAAAAGGAGUGCGACUAUCUAGUAGGGCAAACUGAGAAGCUUGGGUACACCUUCUGGGACCCCAAGCAUGAGAAUCCGGAAAAUGACUUUCGGUCGGCUUACACUGUGGAGGUUCUGCAUCAGCAGCUGGCCGAUCUAGUCUGGGAAAGGUGCCGACGAUUUGUGGAGAGAGCGGUAGUGGACAUUCCCGAUGACCCGGAGGAUCCGAACUACGAGGUGGAUAUAGUGGGGCGGUGGGAGCCCUAUGGGGUCCUCAGUAAACUACUGUUCGCACGGUACCUGGAGGGGGGUCACUUCGCGCCCCACACUGACGGCACUAGCAUAGUAGACUUCAAUAGACGUACUCUUUACACUGGUUUGUUGUAUAUCAACGACUGUGAGCCUGGUGAUGGUGACACGAAGUUUUACUGUGAUGCCCAGAAGGAGCUCGAGCUGGAGCCUAGAGGCCCUCGAGGGCAACUGAGUGGGCGACCGGAGAACGUAGUGUUCUCAUCACAGUGUAGGAGAGGACGUAUGGUCAUCUUCUAUGGCAGUAGUGUUCUCCAUGAGGGCUCUUGGGCGACGAGGAAAUACAUCAUUAGAACUGACAUCUUGUACAAACGGCGUGAGGAGGUGUGUACGGCCCCUGAGGAUCUACAGGCCUUUCACCUCUAUAUGGACGCCCAGUUACUAGCAGAAAAGGGUCAUUGUGAUGAGGCUGCGAGGCUGUUCCGGAAGUGUUUUAAGAUGAGCCCUGCAUUAGCUGAGGUCUAUGGUAUGUUGUAGAGGCCCUUACUGUUG
Perkinsus marinus ATCC 50983 is the source of this 1026-nucleotide messenger RNA. RefSeq lists its product as hypothetical. Gene Ontology annotation, cellular component: endoplasmic reticulum. The record is from RefSeq and is a predicted model, not a curated record. The coding region runs from base 22 to 1011 and encodes 329 amino acids. Gene Ontology annotation, molecular function: procollagen-proline 4-dioxygenase activity; L-ascorbic acid binding; iron ion binding. NCBI's taxonomy places the organism in Eukaryota, Perkinsozoa, Perkinsida, Perkinsidae. The transcript has 2 exons. Gene Ontology annotation, biological process: peptidyl-proline hydroxylation to 4-hydroxy-L-proline.